This is a messenger RNA of Cryptotermes secundus, 3223 nucleotides long. Its product is annotated as long-chain fatty acid transport protein 4. Gene Ontology annotation, molecular function: long-chain fatty acid-CoA ligase activity; long-chain fatty acid transmembrane transporter activity. Bases 410 to 2356 code for a protein of 648 amino acids. The transcript is spliced from 12 exons. Gene Ontology annotation, cellular component: endoplasmic reticulum. The record is from RefSeq and is a predicted model, not a curated record. Gene Ontology annotation, biological process: triglyceride homeostasis. Lineage: Eukaryota; Metazoa; Arthropoda; Insecta; Blattodea; Kalotermitidae.
UUUUUUUUUUUCGAUGUGAGCCAGCGAAGCAUCAUUUACAAACACUGUCGGACACAGCUAUGUCAAAGAUUUUGUGACUGUUGGCAUUUUCAGUUAAUUUGUGUAAGAUGGUUACCUGGACCAUUAUGUCGGAUACGACAUUGAACAUAGAAUUUUCUUCCGUAGGUUAUGACAAAGUAACCUACUGAUACGGACUAUGAGCAGUGAUCCGUGCCCGUCCGUGCUACUUCAAGGUUUACUCAGCGGCGACGUAAUUCGUAAGUGGAAAGUUGUGGCUUGUCAUGUUCGUCAUGUUCGAGUGAGAAGUGUGUCGCGUAAUUUGGUGUACUUCCUUGUAGUGUACGAUAAAAAGAAUGUAUUAAAACGAUUUUACCAGUGUGAAUCCUAGAGGGAAAUAAGGUUGUGAAUCAUGGUAACGAAUUAUCCAGCACUUGUUACGAGCAUUCUAGCUGUCGGAGCUGCUGUUUCUUUCGUAAUUGGACGUCGAGUAGUACCCCAGUUGGUAUUGUUGGCUGUUGUUGGGUUUCUAACUACAGGAAAACGGUAUAAAUGGCUGUAUAUACUAUACAAGACUAUUCCUCGUGAUUCUAUGGCAUUAUGCCGCUUUAUGCAGUUGAAUAUGUUACUGUGGUGGUGGGAAAGACAUAACAUGACAAUCCCAAAAGUCUUCUGUGAUGUGGCACAGAAACAUCCCAAGAAAGUCGCAUUUCAUUGCAACAAGCAGCAGUGGACAUUUGCCAAGGUUGAAGAGUUCAGUAACCGUGUAGCACAUUAUUGUAAAUCUGUGGGUCUGAAUCGCGGAGACACAGUGGCGCUAUUUAUGGAAUCAAAGCCAGAAUAUGUUUGUAUAUGGCUUGGCUUGUCAAAGAUCGGUGUAAUUACAGCACUGAUCAACUCAAAUCUACGGCAGUUACCUCUUGUCCAUACCAUUAAAAUUGCCAACAGUCGUGCCAUUAUCUUUGGUUCCGAACUAGCCAGUGAACUGCAGAUGGCACUGGGCGACCUCAGCGACCUGCCUCUCUAUCAAUAUAAUGCCAGCGGCAUAGACAAGGUGUUACUCCCCGGUGCCGUCGAUUUGUUGACUGCUCUAGCUUCCUCUCCGUCUGAUCUCCCGCAUAAAGACUUGACCGAAGGUUCCCACUAUGACAAGGUGCUUUACAUCUUCACAUCAGGAACUACAGGGUUGCCAAAAGCUGCAGUGAUCUCACAUAGUCGGUAUAUGUUUAUGAGUAUGGGGGUGCAUUACAUGCUGAGAAUUCAGGCUGAUGACACAUUAUACACGCCUCUUCCCCUGUAUCACACAGCCGGAGGCACGUUGGGGGUAGGGCAGGUGCUUCUAUGUGGAGCGUCCCUUGCCAUUCGAUCCAAGUUCUCAGCCUCGAACUUCUGGGCAGAUUGCAUUGCCUAUAACUGCACAGUGGCGCAGUAUAUAGGAGAAAUGUGUCGCUAUUUGCUAUCACUACCAGUGCGUCCCGAGGAGAGGCAGCAUAAAGUGAGGCUUAUGUUCGGUAAUGGGUUACGCCCACAAAUUUGGGAGAAGUUUGUUACCAGAUUUGGAAUCAAACAAAUUGGGGAGAUCUAUGGUGCUACAGAAGGAAACUCAAAUCUUGUGAAUAUAGACAGCACAGUUGGAGCUGUAGGAUUUAUGCCUCGCUAUGCUCGUAUUGUGUAUCGUGUGGGGCUAAUUCGAGUUGAUGAGACAACUGGCGAACCAAUCCGUGGGAAAGAUGGGCUGUGUAUACUGUGCGAACCAGGAGAGCCAGGUGUGUUUGUGGGGAAGAUCGACGCCAAGAAAUCCUUUAGCUCAUUCACUGGAUAUGCAGACCAAAAAGAAUCGGAGAAGAAAGUGAUUUAUGAUGUGUUUAAGCAUGGUGAUCAGGGCUUCAACUCUGGUGACAUCCUUGUGAUGGACGAGUUGGGUUACUUCUACUUCAGGGACAGAACUGGCGACACAUUCAGAUGGCGUGGAGAGAAUGUAUCCACCGCUGAAGUGGAGGCUGUCAUCAGCAACAUUGCAGGCCUCAAGGAUGCUGUGGUUUAUGGAGUAGAGGUACCACAUGUUGAAGGUCGUGCAGGGAUGGCUGCUAUUGUAGAUACAGAUGGUACAUUUAAUCUUGUUACAUUUGUAAAGGGCAUCCAAGAAAACCUACCAACGUACGCACGUCCUCUGUUCAUUCGAAUUCUUUCACGGCUACAGAUAACAGGCACGUUCAAGAUCAAGAAAGUGGAUCUUCGAACUGAAGGUUUCGAUCCACAUAAGAUUAAGGAUAAACUGUAUUUCCUGUCAGGCGGACAGUACAUUCCCCUCACGGAGAAGCUGUAUGAAGAUAUAACAAGUGGCAGAGUUCGUCUUUAGAUCCAUCGAUUCAUCACACCAUGUGGUUGCAUAUGGGACUAGGUUUCUUUCCGAAUAGUAACUAUACACCUGUAGACAGGGUUGUUUUGCAUAAUUUGUUAAACUGAAUAGCUGUAGCCAGACAAUUGUACAUAUAUUAUUAGACAAAAUAUCUUCUUUGUAUAUUAUAACAACUUUUUGUAUGUAUUGAAUUGUAUGAAAUUAUGUAUGUCACAGUUGUUAUGUGAGCCUGAUAACUCAUUCAAUGUAGUGACUUGGCUGGGAUACUAUGGAUUGGAUCUGGAGCCCACCCAGCCUCAUACUGAGUUGGUAUUGUGAGCUCUUUCACAGGCUUGAAAGUGGUCAAGAUGUACAGCUUGCCUCUCAGCUACAUCUGGUGCAGAAGGUUAAGGAAGACUGGAGCUAUAUUUCCACUCUAUGUGGCAUUCCAUUAAGGGCGGGGUACCUUUACCUUAACAUGUAGCUUGGUGGAAAAGUAUUCUAGGCAUGCUGUCUCUAGAUGAUAGCGUGAGGCCAAAACAGCGAAUUUAUACUUUAUUAUUUUAUAUUCAUUUUGCUUUAUCUCUUCUCUCAUCAACAUACACACACAGGGUGCAGCAGUCACUUGCGUUUUGCAGGUACCACAACAGAUGUGAAAGAUCGGCUGCCUUUACUUAGGGUUUUGUGUGGUUUUCCUUAGUCUGUCCAUGAAAAUUCUGGAUCUCUCUCUCUCACUCACCCCCCUCUCUCUCGCUCUCUGUAUAUAUAAAUCGUUCUGCGAGCAUGAGCUUUAUCGUUGCCAUUAAUGAAGUUUUGAGUUACCAUAGCAGUGGUUGCGUCAACAUGUUAUGUAGUAGGUCACAAAUAAAGGAGCAGUCUUUUGUUUCA